This is a messenger RNA of Vespa mandarinia (Asian giant hornet), 5887 nucleotides long. RefSeq names its product transcription factor doublesex (gene dsx). Lineage: Eukaryota; Metazoa; Arthropoda; Insecta; Hymenoptera; Vespidae. Gene Ontology annotation, molecular function: RNA polymerase II cis-regulatory region sequence-specific DNA binding; DNA-binding transcription factor activity, RNA polymerase II-specific. Gene Ontology annotation, cellular component: nucleus. Gene Ontology annotation, biological process: regulation of transcription by RNA polymerase II; sex differentiation. The record is from RefSeq and is a predicted model, not a curated record.
UUUUCUAUUAUGGAGUGUUCUAUGUGAACCGUGCUUUUGCGUAUCGUGUUUCUUUCUAAUACAAGGUUGGAAAUCAGAUUUCGUGAUUUCUUUUAUUUAAUUUUAAAGAACUGAGUGCGUCAGAAAUAAGAAUGACACGGUGUUUUUGUAAAAGAGAUCAGAGAAAAACUGAAUUGUGACGAGGGAAAAGAUUGAAAGUGAGGAAGAGAUAAGACGAGCAUCAUUCAUCUCUGUUUCUAUCUCGAUAGUGAAAGAACGAAAGAAGUAGUUAUAGGAUAUUUCAGUCAUAUCAGACAUUUCUGCCCACGCUGUGAAAUGCGCUAUGCAAAAAUACGAUCGAAGAGAAGACAGCAAGGAUCGAUGGUGUCCCGUGGACAUUCUGAAAUAUUAAUCAUUUAGUGCUUAUAAACGACGACGAAUUCGCUUGAAAGUUCGGAAUUAUUUUAAAUUCGAACGAAUCGGUGAAGAUAAUGAAGCAGAAGAGUUAGAAAAAAGAAAGUGGCAGAGGAGAAGAAAGAGAAGUGCAUCGAGAGAAAGAAAAACAAAUAUCGAGAAAAUAAUGUGACAGGCAAGUUGGGUCGAUGAGUCCAGGUGUUGUCCUGUGAUUCACUGUCAGUUUAGAAUGGAUCACGUGGAUCAAUCAAGUGCACGUACGGAGAAUAACGCGUCCUCGAACAUGUCUGUAGGUUCGCGAAUAACGAGGAAUUGUUCGCGAUGUCGAAAUCAUGGACAAAAAAUUGCCCAGAAGGGCCAUGGAAAAGAUUGUAAGUACCGCGAUUGCGUCUGUGAACGUUGUAAACUUUUUUCCGAUCGACGAAGCAUGAUGGCCCGGCAUAAUGAAAUGAGAAGAACUAUGGCUCAAGACGAGGAUUCAACAUCACUCUCCAUAGAUGGAUCCUCGCUCGGUUCAGGUCCGCAAUCGGUGAAGAAUCUCGAGGGAAGUUACGACAGCAGCAGUGGCGACUCACCAAUCAGCAAUCACGGAAGCAACGAAACUCAGGACGGGAACAGCGACGUUGCCGGAAUUGCUUCCUCAAAAAAGGCACCGUCUUCAAAUCGUUCGCCAGCCACAACGUCCUGGCCACAAUGGCAGGCCGGGGCGGAUUCAAAUGCAUCUUGGGACGCAUCCUCAACCUCGAACAGCGGCACCAAUUCACGUACGAAACCGACGUGCACACGUUGCCGUAAUCAUGAUGUUACUAGCAUUCUUAAGGGUCACAAGAGGUACUGCGACUUUAUUUACUGUCAUUGCCCCAAAUGCCGUAACACGCUUAAGCGGCAAAAGCAAAUGGCAAAACAAACCGCACUUAAAAGGGCUCUUAUACAAGACGAGGAACAGAUAAGAAAGUAUGGCAAGUUGGUGAUGCCAGCGAUGCCUCCAGUAGAAAACAAGCAUGUACCAACUGUUCCUCAACCAGCGUGGAACAUCGAAGGCAGUUACGGUGGCAUCAAUGGCGUACUUAAUACUCCAACUCCAAGAAAAUUGCCAGUCGUAGAUACGCAUUUGCCUUCUUCGAUUCAUCAGAUUCAACCACAACCUAGCACCAACGUUGAAAUUGUAUUGGCACACAGUACGAAUCUCCUGCAACGAUUCCGAUAUCCUUGGGAUAUGUUAACACUAAUGUAUGUCACAGUGAAGUAUGCCGGUGCAAAUCUUGACGAGGCUCUCAGACGUAUCGAGGAAGUUAAACAUUGGAUACCGGACGUUUACUCAAUAUUAAUUAUAUAUAUAAAGAAAAAUUUUUUAUUACUCUUAUACAUUGCUUUUGUUAUAUGCACUUAUUAUUCAAAAAUUGAGAAGAAUUUCGAACGCGACUUUAAUAACAUUAAUAAUAAUUUAUUUAUGACUUGUAAGAGGAAUUAUAUAGACUGUUUUAUUUAUAUUUAAUGACAUAGAAGGUGAAUAUAGAUUUUCAGAAACAAACAAAAAAAAAAAGAAACAAAAAACAAAAACAGUUAUAUGUUACUAAAUCAUUUUAUAUUGAAAUAAUUUAUAAUUUUUUAGAAAAUUUUAGAAAAUAAUUUGUUAUUGUCCAUAUUAUCAUAAUAUAAAGCUAAUGAUAAUAUUACUAUUGUCGUUGAAGUUGGCAAAGUUUGGCAAAGUUUCAAGUAAAUUUAAUCACGUAUGUUGGAUCAUAAAAAUAAACUAUCUUCGUGCGCACAAUGAUACUCUUCUCUUAACUUAUACCAAUUCUCAAAUUCGAGAGUGUAAUUUACGUAGAACGAUCGUAUUUGUCAACCCAAAAAUAACAUUCCAUCGUGUACGUUAGCAAAUAUGUUAAUAUAUAUAUAUAUUUAUGAAAUGCAUCAAGUAGGAUAUAGUUAAAUCAUUAGAUUUUAUUGUUUUAACAGUUGCAUUCCUAUUUUAAUAAAUAAACACACGAUGAUAUUUAAUUCAAUCUUAACGAUGUUAUUUACUCCUAUAUUAUACUGCUUGAGUAAUUUAAAGUCACUAACUCUCAUGAUGGAUAAUGAUUGUAUGCUCUAUUAAAAAAACAUUUAUUAAACUGUUAUUAAACAACUCGCAUGGACUUGAUUCGCGAUCAUGGCAUAUCUUACGAUUGUAAAAAACAAUUAUCUAAUACGUGAUGAACAAACCUUAUGCUUUCCUCUUUUUUUUUUCAUAUUUUUUCAUAUAUUUAUUUAUUACUAAUAGAAGAAGGAAAGCGUAAAAACGUUGGAAAAUAAACGGAGAUAUAAACUCAUAAAGCGAUCAAGAUAAUAUUUUAUAUGAGUUACGUGAAGCGUAAUAUCAAAUGUUUAAUAUUAAAAGCCAACGGUCAUAUCAUUUGUGUUAGUUGAAACAUAGCAUUAGAUAUGUAAGCUUAUUUAUUGUACCGCGAACGAUUUUACAUAAUGUAUUUUACUACGUAGAUAUGUGUAGAUGUAUGAAAAUAUAUAAUAUAACGUAUUCACAGUUUUACUUUAGUCACCAAAUAUACAGUUCACGUAUAUAAAGUCAAUUCUAUAAAUUAGACUACAUCGUUUUCUAUUAGUUGAAAUAACAUAGACGAGUUUUAGAUCAAGUGAGGUUUUUUUAACGAAUAUUAAAUUUUAUCAUUUUUUACUAGCCACACAACGAAAGAACGAACAAACUUUCUAUAUACGUUUAUAUUUUUUUUUUUUUUUAAAUACUUAUUUAUCACGCCGUUAUCAAAACUAAACAAUGAUUGAGUUAAGAAAGGGUAUCUUAUUUUGUUAUAAUACGUGGAUGAAAUUAAUUCGUGCCAACUUCAAUGUGAUUUGUAAUAUUUUCAAUUGAAAUGAGAAUUCAUAUGAAAUCCGACGUUCAGUCGAUGUGACAAAUGUCAAACGUUUAUGGAUAUUUAUAUCUUCUCUGGAAGAUCAGCAUUGAUUCAAGAAUCAAUCCACGAUCUCUUGAAAUUAUCAUCAUUGAAGAUACACGACGCUAUGAAGAUAAUAUUUUUUUUUUUUGGAAUUGUUUUUAUCGUUUUCUACAUAUUUUUAUUUAAUGUCAUUUGAUUCAUUGGAAUAUCCCUGCGUUUGAUUAAAAACGAUUUAUAAUAUAUCUACGUCCGUGAAUUUAAUAUAAUUACUUUUCAACACGUCAAGAUCAUGGAUGCCAAAGCACAAGGAUUUUGACAUUGAGAUCAAGGUAUGAUCACAAUGCCGGUAUCUUUCUUUCUUUUUCUUUUUUUUUUUUUUUCUUUUUUUUAAUAAAGAUACGUUUCCUUAGCUAGCAUUUAGAUUCCGAUCAGUAAGAUCCGCCCACUUGACCCUCGGCGAAAAAGCUUUGCUUUUUGCAAUUUUGAGAACCGAAUUACUUAGUUCUCCGAACUCAUCUCCCUUUCUUUCAAAUGUGGACGUAAAACCCUCACCUUAUACUAAACUAUCAUCAUAAUAAUUUUAAAUCAUUACCAUUAUAUUCAUAACACUAAUUUCGUAUAACAGUUACGCGUUUGAAGCUUUAUAUAGAAAUUUCCUGGAAAAUUGUCGAUAAAAUCACUUCGAUCGUUUCGUUAAUUUUUAACAUUAAAUUAUUUAUAGAAUUAGUAAAAUAAUAAUUUUGAAAAUUUCAAAGAAUCAAUUUGAAUUUUAAACUUUGAAUUUUAAACUUAAAUGGUAAACUAUUGGUAAAAUUUUUGAAGAUUUUUGAUUUAGUUAAUUCGUUAUUAUAAUGGAGAGAAGCUUACAUAAAACGUCGUGGUAAAUAUACCGUAUGUUUCAUUUUAAACAAAAUAAUCUCCGAUCAUUUUACAAAUAAAUGUUUCAAAUAAAAAUUGCUAGGUUUUGUGGGACAAAUCUAAUAUUUAUUGCAGCUAUUUCAUAAAGGUCAUACUCUUAUCAAGAUACGUAAAUCAUAACAAUUUUUUUAAAUGAAAAUAAAUAUUUUCAAAUAGAAUUAAACAAAGAAAAAUAACAAUAAUUGUAAGUAUAAAUUUACUUUUUUUUUUUUUUAUUUUAUAAAUUUGCAUAUAAAUGCUAAAAUUUCGGUCAUCGAUUGAAAUGAUAGUAUUGCGAUAUUCAUUCUUGUUUUUUUCAAAAGUCAAACUAAACACACGUACCAAAUCUGAGUCAAGUAUAAUAAUUGUUAUAGGAUAUUUCUACGAUCAUUAAUGUUAUUACUGUUUCCAUCUUAUUCUUUCCAGAGUAGCUAAAUGUUUGGUAUUGGAAAAUAGCCAAUCGAGUAGAAAUUACGAGCUGACAUUCUCCUCCAACUAUGAGAUUUAUUUUAUUCAAGGUUAUCCCAAUGACAAAGAAAAGAAAAAAAAAUAUAUAUAUAUAUAUAUAUAUAUAUAUAUAUAUAAUAAAAUGCCAAAGAAAUGCUUAAUUUUAUUUGAUUAUUCUAUAUUGUUACAUUUAUCAUGAACUUUUUUAAGCUACCUAUAUUUUAAAUUAUUCAUACAUAUUCUAAUUAUUCAUGCUGUAUUUCGAAUUAUAUAAUACAAUGGGACAAUAUUUAAAUCUAUUUUUAUUUAAAUGUUAUUUUUCAAAUUAUUCCGGGAAACAUACAAACUACGAUUUUCAUUGUCGUUGCGAAAGAAAGAUAUUGCCAUAAAGAAAAAUAAAAAAUGACAGGAAUAAAAAAGUUAUGUGUAAGAAAAGAAAUUCAAAUGUUUCAUCAGAAGAAUUUCUUUUUUAUUUUUUUUCUUCAAGUGAUAAUUAAAUACACGUGUAAGUAAUCUAUUGAUAAUUUUAUUUAUAGUUUAAUAUCUCAUUGCUCAAAAUUUCCAUUCGAUAAUAAUGAUAACAAUUUACCUGAAAGUUUAUCGAGUAACAAAUUUUGUAUAUUUUCUAAAUGCUCAAUCAAAAUUUGUUUUUUCUUCUUUUAUAUUUUUGAAUUUUAAUCACGAAUUCGAAACUUUAAUUUCUGAUGUGCUAAAAUCAUCACAUGAAUUUUGCAUACCAAAUAAAACGUCAAAAUAUAAGUACUCUUGAUAAUAUUAAAUGAUAUUUCAUAUGUAACUUUACGAUUAGAUAAUUUGCCUUGGAAUAACGUAAUAAAUGGUCGUAAUAGUUUUUUUACUAAAAUAUAUAGAAUUAAUAAUAUCGAUUAUACAAAUUUUUGUUUCUUGAGAAAACAUAAGUACUUAUUUAAAUGCAUUUUCAUAAAGAGAUAUUUUAAAUAAAUUUAAAUGAAUAAUGCAAUACGUCAAUCGUUUUAUGUUAACCAUUUUAAUGCAAUGCAAUUUGUUGAUAAUAUGAUGGUAAAUUUGCAAAAAAGAAAAAUAACUGAACGUCAUUAAGUAUUUCUUAUCUGAAUUAACAUACAAGAAGGUAUUUAAAAGAGUAUAAAGGAGGUAGUUGAGUUAUUCAUUAAGACACAUGGUUGACUGUCGAAUAUCAGCUGAUAAUAAAAGUGAACCAAUCAUUAUAUAUCACUUCUGUUUCUUAAUUAAAACAAAAAAAAAAUUAUCACAAGAGU